AUAGUCAGUUUAUAGUUGUCAGCCGUUAAACUAAGUUAGUUCUCCGCCGUGUGAAAAAAAAUGAAUCUAUCACUAGGACUUUCCCUUGCUUUGUGUUUAGCUGCACUCACUAAUGCGGCCGUAAUACAGCGCGAUGACGAUGGAGCUGUUAAUAUCGCGCUAUUAGACGGGCUGAAUUUAAACGAACUGUUGGUUCAACUUAUUGAACAAUUCAAGACGAUCAUGCCGUGUGGAAUUCCUGAGCUGGGGGUGCCAUCGCUGGUGCCUUUCGAGUUGAAUCAUACCGCAUUCCGAAUCGAUCAAGCUGGACUUUUGUAUUUUGAUGGGGAGAUCAAUGAGCUGCUGGUGGAUGGCUUGAAUAACUUUGACAUCACGAAUGUUGAUUUACAAAUCCUCAAGCUGAAACUGGAGUUCAGUUUCUUUUUCCAUUCAAUUAAAACUACUGGGAAAUACAAGGCACAAGGAAAAGCCUUAAGCUUCAUCCCAUUUAACAGAGGUGGUAAAUUUGCAUUCAACUUUAAUGGUCUCAGCCUUGAAGGAGCAAUCAAGAUAGCUUUCGAUGGUGAUAAACUAUCCAUUGCUGAAUUCAAACUACAACCAACAGUCGUAUCUGUAAAUUCCAAAUUUGAGCAUGUGUUUAUUCUUCCCCUCAACACCUUCAUCUUCAAUAAGAUUGUGGAGGCAGUUGUCCCGAAGUUUCUGAGGGAUAAUAAGGAACAGGUUUCGUCGUUCUUGGAGGAUCUAAUUAAGCCGCAGCUUAACGGUCUACUAACAGACCUCACACUGGAAGAUCUGAUGGAUAUGGUGCAGGGCGGAAGUAAUGUAACCAUCCCAAGCUCCUGCUAAUACUUCCUCAUCAUUAUCUCACACUCAUUAUCGAAAGCCUCCAUUAGCUGCAAUCAACACCAACCAUAAACAGCUUAAAUAAAAAUGUUUACUGAAAAGAGAAA
Molecule: messenger RNA, 950 nt
Organism: Armigeres subalbatus
Lineage: Eukaryota; Metazoa; Arthropoda; Insecta; Diptera; Culicidae
Exons: 3
Coding region: 61-846 (261 amino acids)
Source: RefSeq, a predicted model, not a curated record